GCGCAGACUCAACAAGAUCAAUAGCCCGGGCUGCGCAAAAAACGCGGAGCCGGAGCCCGUGCGGCCGGAGCGGACGGUCCAAACAAUAGGAUUGGCGCGAUCACCGGCACUCACUCCGGCGACAGACUCUGCCCCGUGUCAACGGCCCUUGAGUAUCGCGGCUCAGGAGCCGCACGCUGAAGAGAGCUUCGUGGAACGCGAGUCUCGUCGCUCGGGACGGAGGAGUUUUCGCGGAGCGAAUCCGCGCCGCGGUGGUCCGCCGCGGGCUUUUGCGCCGCCCCCGCGUGCAAUCAUUCUCAAGAAAUGCGAGCAAUUUGGCUGUCAUUCGCGAAGAGCGGUGCUUGCGCGCGUUCGCCAAACCAUCAUCGGGGCUCCCGGCCGGCGCGUUCCCAGGGCAGGCCACCGCCACCGUCGCCGUCGCGGCUUCUCGCAGCCGAGCGGGGGCCGCGCACAGCCGCGGAGAGAACGGCGACCGCCGCCGCCACAGCAGCAGAAGCAGCGGCGGCUCCAUCGUGAAGCGCUGCGGCGCUGCCGGCUGCCCGCAGCCGCUGGGAUUGCGGACCGCCGAGCUGAUCCGUGCCACGCCGCUGCCGAACAGCCGAGGAGGAGGAGGAGGGGACACAACACGAGAGAAGCCACGGGGGUCCACCUCCCCCCUCCCCCCCAUCAUCACACCCCCCCUCCCUCUCUCCCUGCUUCUUUCUCUAAAGAUCGGCCAGUCGAGAAAGAAGCUGUGUACCCACCAAACCUACCUAGAUACCCGUCCACCCCCCGGCGUCCUUAUUUCCUUGCGUCCACCAGCCCACCAUCCUCUCGCCGUGAGAGUGACGCUCGUGGAAGAAGACGUCCCCGCAUUCUCGACAGCAGCGCUUGCCAGGCUCAGAUAUGACGAUCGCAUCAAAUGGAGCGUCACCUUCAUUGUAGCGAGAAAGGCCUUGAAAGGAUCACAGAAGACUUGAGCAUAUGACUUGAAUUGAGCCGCGUGGAGGCUUCACAUGGCAUAACCAUGCCCGAGCGGUGUGUGACAUCACAGUCAUAAUACACUUGGAACGCCUGAAUGACACCGCACUGACGUUUGCUUGGUGGUGACCGCACAGUAGAGACGGGUCCUGCCCAGCUGUGGUGAGCUCGCUCGCUCACUCACUCGAUAGCUGCUCAUCCGGCCGGGUCAGGCCCCGGCUUAAGUGAGUGCCCGGCGGCUCAGUUGCGUCCCAGCGAAGACGGGCGACAUUGCGAAAUGACGUGGAGGGAAACGCACCGCCGCUUGUGAUCGCUCACGUUUCGUAUCUUCCCAUCGCGGGCAAUAACCAAAACACAAUCGACGACGACAACAAAACUCGGCAGAGACGCCCAAAUGUCUCCGUCAAAAUCCAGCAAGUAGCGUGCGACGACGCUAUAGACUGCUUUUCCGUUUGACGUUUGGGGGGGGGAUCGCGCCGGAAGCCCGUCCGGCGAUUGAUGCGGCUUCGCUCGACAUUUGGAGGCCCCGACGUUGGGGCGAAGAGCGUGGAGGUCCACAUGGCCAGGAGGUCGCGUGCCGGAUGCCUCUGGACGGUUGAGAAGCCCUCAACCGCCAUGCUGUGGACCUGCCUCCUCCUCCUGUCUACCUGCAGCAGCAUCAUGCCGGCAGAAGCAUUUGGCCGCGUGGCCAUGCCGCCGGGGCUGGUGCGACGGGAGCUGUCGUGCGAGGGCUACCCCAUCGACCUACGCUGCCCGGGCAGCGACGUCAUCAUGAUCGAGAGCGCCAACUACGGCCGCACCGACGACCACAUCUGCGACGCCGAUCCCGCCAAGAUGGAGAACGUGCACUGCUACCUGCCGGACACGUUCAAGAUCAUGACGCAGCGAUGCAACAAUCGGACGCAGUGCAUCGUGGUGGCGGGCAGCGACGUGUUCCAGGACCCCUGCCCUGGCAUCUACAAGUUCCUCGAAGUUCAUUACGAAUGCGUCCCCUACAGGCUGGAACAGAAAGACAAGGAGGCGGACAGGGCCAUCCUUGCUGGUCAUAGCCCCUCGUUGGGCCAGAUGGCAACGGUCCUCCGGCACCUCCGUGGACCGUCCCAGAUCGGGGGAGAUCUGCUCUUGCAGGGCGAGCUUCUGUGA
Lethenteron reissneri (Far Eastern brook lamprey) is the source of this 2103-nucleotide messenger RNA. RefSeq names its product adhesion G protein-coupled receptor L2-like. Lineage: Eukaryota; Metazoa; Chordata; Hyperoartia; Petromyzontiformes; Petromyzontidae. The record is from RefSeq and is a predicted model, not a curated record. Gene Ontology annotation, molecular function: carbohydrate binding.